AAUUGUGCCGCACACGGUAGGAUCAUUAACAGAACCAUGACGUCGGAGAAGAAGAAAUCCAAAGCUAAACGAACGUUGCAGGAGGUGAAAACCCUAGGGCAGCAGCUCCUCUCUUCAAGAACUCACAUCAACAAUCUCCCUCUCCUUCUCUCCUUCGUCUCCCCAAACUUCCCUCCUCAAUAUGUUCUCGAGUCUCUUCUCUCUCUACAGUCCUUCUUUACAACUCUCCUCCCCUCCCUCCCAUCUUCUUUCAAGAGUACCAAAACAACGUCAGAAGAAGAUGACGCUGAGCUUAUUUAUCGGACUUGGUUACGCUCUAAGUUCGAUGACUUAGUUAGGUCGCUUAUCGAUCUUCUUCUGUCGGAGCAGGUGGAUGAAGCUUUGCGACAACUCGUGUUAGAUUCGCUUAUGGAAUUCGUGAAAGUGGGGAAUGGGGGAAGAUUUCAUUCGGCCAUAUAUCACAGAUUGCUUCAUAACAUUCUUCACUCCUCAACACCAGUUGAUCUGGUUUUAGACUCGCUUGCGUCCAAGUACUUCAAGUACAUUGAUAUCCGUUAUUUUACCUACAUUAGCCUUGCAAAGCUUGCUAAAACUUUGGACUCGAAAGACAAUCCUGACGACAAGACUAAGAGUGCUGAUCUACAUGAGAGUCAUUCAAGGGCAAGCAUGGAUCUCUGUAUUCACAGGAUACAUUAUAUCAUCUCACUCAUUCCCCCUCUAGAAGAUGCAAAAGAGAAUUCUGAUUAUGAGAUGUGGAGUGGCCCAGAAUUCUCAUCCAAAAAAAGCGAGUCUAAGACACAGAAUAAGGAUAAUGGUUUGUCUGCUGCCAAUAUCAGCAAAAAGAUGAAAUUAAAGUUUACGAAGGCAUGGAUUUCAUUUCUUAGGUUACCACUUCCAGUUGAUGUGUACAAGGAGGUUCUUAUUUCUCUGCAUCAGGCAGUCAUUCCUUACAUCUCUAAUCCGGUCAUGUUAUGUGACUUCUUAACAAGAUCAUAUGACAUUGGUGGAGUUGUCAGUGUAAUGGCCCUUAGCAGCCUCUUCAUCCUCAUGACUCAGCAUGGCUUAGAGUAUCCCAACUUCUAUGAAAAACUAUAUGCGCUUUUGUUGCCUUCUGUAUUUAUGGCGAAACAUAGGGCAAAAUUUUUUGAGCUUCUUGACACUUGCCUAAAGUCACCACUUCUGCCAGCAUAUUUGGCUGCUGCAUUUGCUAAGAAAUUGAGCAGACUGUCGCUUUCAGUUCCUCCUUCUGGAUCUGUGGUUAUUAUUGCGUUGAUCCACAAUCUCCUUCGGAGACACCCAUCAAUCAACUGUUUGGUGCACCGGGAAGAUUGUAAUGGAAGUGCAACAGACAAUUCAGAUGUGAAAGGGGAGAAUGCUGGCAAUGCAAAUGAUUCCAGAACUGGGAGUGGUGUUUCUGCCAAAUAUCUUGGUGUUGAUCAUUUUAACAAUGAGGAAAGCAACCCUGUAAAGACUAAUGCAUUGAGAAGUUCUUUAUGGGAAAUUGAUACCCUUCGACACCACUACUGUCCACCUGUUUCAAGGUUUGUCCCCUCUCUCGAGAUUGACUCGACCGCCAGAAACAAAACCACAGAGCUCAACAUCAAAGAUUUUAGUUCUAGUUCAUAUGGCACAAUAUUUGGAGAGGAGCUGAGACGAAGAGUAAAACAGGUCCCGCUGGCAUUUUAUAAAGCAACACCCACCUUUUUGUUCUCGGAGUCUGAUUUUCCUGGUUGGACAUUCAACUAUGAAGAAAGCAUGGGAAACAAAUUUGAAGAAAACGGUUGCAGUCCAGCAAAACGACAGCGGGUGUCGUGUUCAUGAACCUGGGUGGUGAUUGUCGCUUCGGAAAAGCCCGAUUCGUUCUCAACAUCUAUCAACGAUUUUGUUUUAGUUCUUUUUGUUUGAAAUAACUGGCAGUUUAGAAGGUCCUCUCUGCGUCAAUUUCACAUGAGUAAUUACUAUUGAUUGUACAUUUCUUUUUGGUUGUGUAGGGUUCAUGCUACUGUAUUAUUCAGCAAAUUUUGAUAUUUAUCUAAUGAAAAUUACUUGAUGCGGGUUUAUCUCA
Messenger RNA from Manihot esculenta (cassava), 2065 nucleotides. RefSeq names its product protein NUCLEOLAR COMPLEX ASSOCIATED 4. Gene Ontology annotation, biological process: ribosome biogenesis. The transcript has 15 exons. NCBI's taxonomy places the organism in Eukaryota, Viridiplantae, Streptophyta, Magnoliopsida, Malpighiales, Euphorbiaceae. The record is from RefSeq and is a predicted model, not a curated record. Gene Ontology annotation, cellular component: small-subunit processome; nucleolus; Noc4p-Nop14p complex. The coding region runs from base 37 to 1821 and encodes 594 amino acids.